Ficedula albicollis (Collared flycatcher) is the source of this 1520-nucleotide messenger RNA. RefSeq names its product corticotropin releasing hormone binding protein (gene CRHBP). Gene Ontology annotation, molecular function: corticotropin-releasing hormone binding. Bases 32 to 1000 code for a protein of 322 amino acids. NCBI's taxonomy places the organism in Eukaryota, Metazoa, Chordata, Aves, Passeriformes, Muscicapidae. Gene Ontology annotation, biological process: negative regulation of corticotropin secretion; negative regulation of corticotropin-releasing hormone receptor activity; hormone-mediated signaling pathway. The record is from RefSeq and is a predicted model, not a curated record. The transcript is spliced from 7 exons.
CAGCGGGACGGCCGGCAGAGGAGGUGUCAGCAUGCCGUCUGCUUUCCAGUUUCAGUGCCACCUCGUUCUCAUCUUCCUGGCAGCCUCCAAGGGAGAAACCAGAUACCUAGAGGUGAGGGAUGCUGGUGAAGAUGAUCCCUUUCUACUCCUCAGUGAAGAUCUGAAGCGAGAGCUGUCUGCAGGACAGAUCUACCGGCGAUCACUCCGGUGCAUUGACAUGCUGAGUACAGAGGGGCAGUUCACCUUCACCGCAGACCAGCCGCAGCUGCACUGCGCUACCUUCUUCAUCGGGGAGCCCGAGGAGCUCAUCACCAUUCACUACGACUUCGUGAACAUCGACUGCCGAGGGGGGGACUUCCUGAAGGUGUUUGAUGGAUGGAUACUCAAGGGAGAGAAAUUUCCCAGUUCCUUGGACCAUCCGCUCACCACUUCUCAAAGAUAUGUAGACUUCUGUGAAAGUGGGGAUGUUCAGAGGAGCAUCAGAUCCUCACAGAACGUGGCAAUGAUCUUCUUCAGGAUUCAGCAAGCAGGCAAUGGAUUUACUGUCACAGUCAAGAAAAACAGCAACCUCUUCCCUUGCAAUGUCAUCUCUCAGACCCCCUCAGGAAGGUUUACCAUGGUCAUUCCUCACCAGCACAGAAACUGCAGCUUCUCCAUAAUCUACCCAGUGGUGAUAAAAAUAUCUGAUCUUAUCCUGGGACAUUUAAAUGGUCUCUUUUUAAAGAAACCCUCUGCAGGCUGUGCAGGAGUGGGAGAUUUUGUAGAGCUUCUCGGAGGAGCUGGCUUAGACCCAUCCAAAAUGUUUCCACUAGCUGACCUCUGUCACUCCUUUCAUGGGUCUGCCCAAAUGAAGAUUGGCUGUGACAACACUGUGCUGCGAAUGGUCUCCAGCGGCAAACACAUCAACCGUGUGACAUUUGAGUAUCAUCAACUGGAUCUGCAGGAAACAGAAACAAGGAAGGAGAACAGCAUUGAGGAAUUCUGCUUUCCUAGUAUCUGAGAAACCAGGACACACAUCUUAACAUAGUUAACGGAAAUAAAGUUCUAUAAUAAUGUAUUUUUUCCUUUAACUAGCUGGUGGUGUCAAGCCUUUCCAUAAGCAUAAUUCUUUUUUUUGUACAAAUCAGGCAUUCCCAUCAGCAAGCAGGAAAAAGCAACAUAUAUAUUAAUGUUUGUUACUAUCAUUAUAUUCUUUCUGCAAUGUUUAAGCUCAUUUACCAUAUCAAAAAUCAAUAGCAAGAAUAGAGGGGUGUGUUUCCUGUAUAAAUAUUAAUAGGAAAAUAGACAGAAACCCUAGUCUGGGGAUAUAUAAAACCUACAAUAAAUACAAACUUCAUGCAGCAGCUUUAUCCUUUUAUAUCAAGUAUAAACAAACAAAAAAAAAGAUGGUGAAAUAUAAUUCCAGUUUUGUAAGAGGAAGACCAACAUUAGUGUGCGUAAAAACUACUGUUUUACUUAUGACUAUAAAUGUGCUAUUUAUUUCUAAUGACAUGUUUUUAAUAAAAAUUUAUAGCAUGAGA